Molecule: messenger RNA, 4210 nt
Organism: Felis catus (domestic cat)
Lineage: Eukaryota; Metazoa; Chordata; Mammalia; Carnivora; Felidae
Gene: GATAD2B
Product: GATA zinc finger domain containing 2B
Exons: 11
Coding region: 144-1979 (611 amino acids)
Biological process (GO): negative regulation of transcription by RNA polymerase II
Cellular component (GO): NuRD complex
Molecular function (GO): zinc ion binding; sequence-specific DNA binding
Source: RefSeq, a predicted model, not a curated record
UGCUAUUUUUGUCAAAAAUACGUAACUUCAAUCUAAUGAGAAAACAUCACAUUAACCCAAAUUUGGGGGCAUUUUACAAAAGGGCUGGCUGCAAAAGUGUGAAUGUGAAGAAAGAAUAAAAACUGUCACAGUUAGGAGGAGAGAUGCUGGAGAUCCACAAGAGCAGUGUCGGGCUGCAGACUGAAUGUGGAAACAGGAUGGAUAGGAUGACAGAAGAUGCUCUUCGCCUGAACCUGUUGAAGCGGAGCUUGGACCCGGCCGAUGAGCGAGACGAUGUCCUGGCUAAGCGACUCAAAAUGGAGGGGCACGAGGCCAUGGAACGCCUGAAGAUGCUGGCGCUGCUCAAACGGAAGGAUCUGGCGAAUCUCGAUGUGCCACAUGAGUUGCCCACCAAACAGGAUGGCAGUGGCGUCAAGGGCUAUGAAGAGAAACUCAAUGGGAAUCUCAGGCCUCAUGGCGACACCAGGACUGCUGGAAGGCCAGGCAAAGAAAACAUCAGCGAUGAGCCUGUGGAUAUGAGUGCCAGGCGGAGUGAGCCAGACCGUGGGAGGCUGACUCCCUCCCCAGACAUCAUUGUUUUAUCUGAUAAUGAGGCUUCCAGUCCCCGCUCCAGCUCCCGAAUGGAAGAAAGACUCAAAGCAGCCAACCUAGAGAUGUUUAAGGGGAAAGGCAUUGAGGAGCGGCAGCAGCUCAUCAAGCAGCUGAGGGACGAGCUGCGAUUGGAAGAAGCCCGACUGGUGCUGCUGAAGAAGCUGAGGCAGAGCCAGCUCCAGAAGGAGAACGUAGUCCAGAAGACCCCGGUUGUGCAGAACGCGGCAUCCAUCGUGCAGCCAUCUCCUGCCCAUGGGGGACAGCAGGGCCUGUCCAAGCUUCCCUCCCGGCCUGGGGCCCAAGGGGUGGAACCACAGAGUCUGAGAACAUUACAGGGUCACAGUGUCAUCCGCUCCGCGACCAGUACCACCCUCCCACAUAUGUUGAUGUCCCAACGUGUUAUUGCACCAAACCCAGCCCAGCUACAGGGUCAACGGGGCCCACCUAAGCCUGGCCUUGUACGCACCACAACACCCAACAUGAAUCCUGCCAUCAAUUACCAACCGCAAUCGAGUUCUUCUGUUCCCUGCCAGCGCACAACAUCCUCUGCCAUCUAUAUGAACCUCGCCUCCCACAUGCAGCCGGGGACUGUGAACAGGGUGUCCUCACCCCUGCCGAGCCCCAGCGCCAUGACUGAUGCCGCCAACUCCCAGGCUGCCGCCAAACUGGCUCUUCGCAAACAGCUGGAAAAGACCCUCCUGGAGAUUCCGCCGCCUAAACCUCCUGCUCCCCUGCUUCACUUCCUGCCUAGCGCGGCCAAUAGCGAGUUCAUCUACAUGGUGGGCUUGGAAGAAGUCGUACAGAGUGUCAUCGACAGCCAAGGCAAAAGCUGUGCCUCACUCCUGCGGGUCGAACCCUUUGUUUGCGCCCAGUGCCGCACAGAUUUCACCCCUCACUGGAAGCAAGAGAAGAAUGGUAAGAUUCUGUGUGAGCAGUGUAUGACCUCCAACCAGAAGAAGGCUCUAAAGGCCGAACACACCAACCGGCUGAAAAAUGCUUUUGUUAAAGCCCUACAGCAGGAACAGGAAAUCGAACAGCGACUACAGCAGCAGGCAGCCCUUUCCCCCACUGCGGCUCCGGCCGUGUCCAGUGUCAGUAAACAAGAGACCAUCAUGAGACAUCAUACGCUUCGGCAGGCUCCACAGCCCCAGAGCGGCCUCCAGCGCGGCAUACCCACAUCUGCCCGUUCCAUGCUCUCCAACUUCGCGCAGGCGCCCCAGCUGUCUGUGCCUGGUGGCCUCCUUGGGAUGCCAGGUGUCAACAUUGCAUACUUGAACACCGGCAUCGGAGGACACAAAGCUCCCAGUUUGGCAGACAGACAGCGGGAGUACCUUUUAGACAUGAUCCCUCCCCGGUCUAUAGCGCAGUCCAUCAGCGGGCAGAAAUAACGCCUGUCCACGUGCACUGCCCCAGCCUUGAACCCUUUACCCCUCCUCUCCCAUUGCCCCCAACUUCCGUCGCAUGCAGUGCCUGUACUGGUGCCUACCAUACACGGAAAACAAAACAGAAAACAGAAGACAAACCUAGAAAUCAACAGGAAAACGCGCCUGCCCUGCCCGCCACCCCUCUCUCACUGCUGCGAUUCUGCCGCUCUUGUCUUCUCUCCGGUUUUCUUUCACAGUGAGGUGCUCUUCACCUCGGAUGAGGUCAGAGUGAGGUCCUGGGGAGAGAGAAAUCUAAGCCCUCUGACGUGUGUUUCUAAAGUUUUUAUGCUCUAAUUAUUAUCAUUUUUAAUGAUGUUGUGUGUCCUCCCCUUUGUUCAGUGGACGGUUAAACCUUUUUAUUUUCUCAAUAUUUUUCUUUUUCUCUUUUUUUUUUUUCUUUUUUGUAAACACAGAUGACAUUCAGAUAAAUGACAGGAGCAUUGCAGGGGGUCCCCAAGCAGAUAUGACUGGCAACGCUGGGGGCAGAAGUUUUUAAUGCACUUAACCUGGGGGGGGGGGGGGGCAAGGUGAUGGCAUCAGAUAGGGAGGACAUCAGCCCUUGGUGUCUCUGGGCUGGACAGUCUGGGAGGUGGUGUUUUGUACUGAAGUUGGGCUCUAAGAAUGAGGGGAAUGAGCCUGGAGGGAGAAGCUUUAAAAUGUAACCACCACGGAAUUGACCCACAGAGAAAGGGGAGAGGGAGGUGGGGACAAGUAUAGUGCUGAGCCAAGGAGGACGGAGGCUGGUGUUGGCCUCCUGGAUGCUCUCCUGGUCCCAGUGGAGAUAGAGGUCUAUUCCAGGUCAACUAGCCCAAAAUUAUUUCACCUUACUUUCUUUGUAAAAUCCCCCCCCCCCCCUUUUUAAUCCUGAUCUCCUCCUGGUAAACUCAGUCCCCAAGUCCCGUCUAUAAUCCGGGAGGCGUAGCUGUUCCCAGCCUGAGUUAGCCGGUGUCCUGGGAGCUGGGCGGGACAUACUGAGUGAGACAGAGAAGGGAAGAGAGAAGGGCUUUCUCUCCCAGCAGGUGAGACCCCAUCUGUCUGUCCCACCCUCCAGCCAGGAGGAGGGAACAGGGAUGCCUCACCAGCUUGGAGUCCUGCCCUGGUCUGCUGUCCUGAGUGCAGAACCCACUGCUCAGAGCCACACAACUCUGGUCAAAGCCAGCUCUGGGUCUCGGCUGCAAAAGUAGUUGUGGUGUCCCCCUCCCCAACCCAUCUCCAGAAGUCUAUUAAUUUUCCUUUUUUGUUGUUUUCAGCUUUUUCUUGAGCGCUACUAAUGUAGAGAAUGAACUGAAUUGUGCAAUGUUGCUGUUCUGGGGAUAAGAGAGGUUAGCACCCCAUCUGCCCACACCGUGGGGGAAGUAAGAGGGGGACCAGGCUGUCUCUGAGGUAAAGGAAGCCCCUAAAAGGCAGGGGUUUCUGCUCUCCCGUAACACUCACCUGCCUCUCCAGCUCUAGAAGCUGCCAGAGUACAGGAAAGGGAUACACUGAGCAGAGACGUGUGAAGAGGAGUUUAGAAUUUUGCCCUUGAAAGCCACCUGGGAAAGUUCCCCCACUUUUAUUUUAAAAAAUUAAAUAAUGUUUUUAAAGUAAGAAGGCACUUUUAAAAUUAACACACACACAAACUGCACAUCUUGCCCAUAAAGUUUGUGGGUCAGUGGGGAGAAGGAGCUGGAAUCAGGCUCAGUACCCCCCUCCCCAUACCCCAGAGCCACUGUGGGUUACUCUACUGGCCCUACGGGCCUUCCUGGGUUUUUUCUUUCCUCCCUUCCCCCAAAUUCAUUGAGCACUUAAUAAAGGAGCAGAGAUACAGCCUGUGUCUGGGCUCCCCCAGUGGUGAAGUGAUCUGAAGCUAGAUGCUAGUAACAGAUAGUGAUGGGCUGUUUGGAGUAUUUUUCUGGGGCCUGUGGUGCCCCUGACUGUAAGUGGGGGAGAGGGGGGAUUAUGAAACUGGGUCUGGGGUUAUUUUAAAAUUAUAUAUAUAUAUAUACAUAUAUAUAUAAAAAGAUAUAUUCUUACAUCUUUGCCCUCUGUGCUUUGAAAGCACUGGAUAAAUCGUUUGGUUUUGCUUUUCUCACUUCCACGAAAUUGGAAGCUUUUUUCUUUUUUUUUUCUUUUUUGUUGUUGUUUUUUUAAAUUUUCCCUGCAAAUCACCUUGCCUUGUGGCAUGUCUGUCUAGCCUCUUCCGCCCCACCCGCCAU